This is a messenger RNA of Coturnix japonica (Japanese quail), 2588 nucleotides long. RefSeq names its product PGAM family member 5, mitochondrial serine/threonine protein phosphatase (gene PGAM5). The record is from RefSeq and is a predicted model, not a curated record. NCBI's taxonomy places the organism in Eukaryota, Metazoa, Chordata, Aves, Galliformes, Phasianidae. Gene Ontology annotation, molecular function: protein serine/threonine phosphatase activity. Gene Ontology annotation, biological process: peptidyl-threonine dephosphorylation; positive regulation of mitochondrial fission. Gene Ontology annotation, cellular component: mitochondrion.
CGGAGCUGCUCGUUGCGGGCGGCUCGUGGUUGUGAGGCACGAGGCCGGUCCCCCGCCAUGUCGUUCCGCCGCGCCCUGGCGUUGGCCGCCUGCGGGUUGGCCGGGGGCUCCGUGCUGUUCUCGGCCGUGGCCGUGAGCAAACAGCCGGCACGGGGGGACGCCGAGCCGCGACCAGGGGGGGGAUCCGCCGCCGCUCCCCCCGCCCCCGCAGCGCCGCAGGGUUUGUUGCUGCUGCCGCCCGCCGCCUCCUGCCCGCCGGGACCGGGUUGGAUCGAGCGGCCCGCGGGGAGCGGCGGGUUCUGGGACAGCAACUGGGACCGGCGUGAACCGCUGGCUCUCAUCAACCUCAAGAAGAAGAACGAGGAGACAGGGGAGGAGGAGCUGAGCUCGCGGCUGGAGCACUGCAGGGCCAGGGCCACCCGCCACAUCUUCCUCAUCCGCCACUCGCAGUACAACCUGGACGGCCGCGCCGAUAAGGACCGGACACUGACCCCGCUGGGUCGAGAACAGGCCGAGCUGACGGGACACAGACUGGCAAGUUUGGGGUUAAAGUUUAAUCAGAUCAUCCACUCCUCCAUGACCAGAGCAACCGAAACAACUGAAAUUAUAAGCAAAUACCUCCCAGGUGUCAAAAAAAUUAGCACUGAUCUGCUGAGAGAGGGAGCACCCAUAGAACCGGACCCUCCCGUCUCCCACUGGAAACCAGACGCUGUGCAGUAUUACGAAGAUGGAGCUCGAAUUGAGGCUGCGUUUCGAAACUUCAUUCAUCGGGCUGACGUGAAGCAGGAGGAGGACAGCUAUGAGAUCUUUGUCUGCCACGCCAACGUGAUCCGCUAUAUUGUCUGCAGAGCGCUGCAGUUCCCCCCCGAAGGCUGGCUGCGAAUGUCUCUUAACAAUGGCAGCAUCACUCACUUGGUGAUACGGCCCAAUGGGAGGGUGGCCCUUCGAACGCUGGGUGACACGGGUUUCAUGCCUCCAGAUAAAAUCACACGCACCUGAGGAGUGAAGUGCCGGCUGCCCGGGAGCUGCCUCUGGACUCUUUGCACUCGUACACUCAGCUACAGUACCACUAGAUUUUUAUCUGUUACUUGUGAUGCUGUCUUAAAAUGUCCUUCAGCCCCUUUGCCUCCUUCAUGCGCGCUCAUCACUGCCUUCCAGUACAGAAGAGAACUCUAAGCCUGAAGCUGUCCUGUCCUCAGGUAUUCCCCAGAGCUCAAAGCUGAGCUGUGGAAUACAACAAGAGUGAAUGUCUGUGUGCUCAGCAGCUGCAAGAGCACCGAGUUUUUAUUCCCCUGUGAAUUCCUAUAACCAAAGCUCACUCCUGUGGAUAUUUUUCUUGUGCAGGAAAAUAAUUGCUAUGGGAAGUGUUUGAACAGCCUUGUAUCGCACAGUGCGGCUGAAGAUGAGCCAGCUUGUUUCAGCUGUUGCAGAGGAAGUGACAAACUGAAGGGAUUCUGCUGUUAAAAGCAGAAAGGGUUAAGGCUUACAGGUUCUGUUGUCAUAAGCUGAGGAGGAUGUGCGUUUUUGUUGUGUCACUGUUCACCCUGCCCCAAGAACUGCCUGGAGGUUGUAGGCAUAAGGAGGGGAAGAAAACCUUUGCCUCAGAGCUGUGGUGCUAGACUUGACUUAACUGCUGCUUACACUGAGUGUUCCUCCGUCCUCAGGAAGUACUUUAAGCUGUUCUGAACGUUAUUUUUUCAGUCUCACAAAGCCUUCAAUUAAAACUUGACCUGUAGAAAGACGUAGGGAUGGGAUUUGUAGCAGGAAGACAGAAGCAAUGUAAAGCGGUUUUAUCUGCACUUUCUUCUCGUUACUCUUACAUUUACAAGGAGUAAACUUUUUUCCUUCUGCUUUCUCCCAUGGGUUUCUAUCUGUGGACACCUUGCUUUUGGUGUAGAGGAGCUGCAGUGCUGAACUCAGGGCAGUAGUACCUCAGGUCGCAGGUUGGGCAGGAUUGGAGCAAACAGCUGCUUAAAACAGCGGUUGCCCAAAUGGUGGCAGGGCAUCUCUGGGCUGGAUUCUCUCGGCCAGCACUUCCACCAGGCAAAUGCUUUAAGGUAAGGUAGGGCGCUCCUUGGGUACAGCUGGACUUGUGUGUGAAGAAUGCAGGUGGCUGAGAAGUAGGUGGCAUUUUUGAGAGGAGAGCUCAGAAGCGUUUCAUCUUACUGGUGUUUGACUGAUCAGCUCACAGUGCCUGUAGUUCUGACCGGUUCUGUCUGCAUGGUCUGCUGUGCUGUUUGGUUGUGCACAUCAUUGUGGGACGGUGGACAUAAAUAAGGCGUUGUUACGUUGUCUGUACAUUUUUCUUAUCUCUGGAAAUUGUAGAGGAUCCCCAGGAGCUGUCAGAGCUGUGUGCAGUGUCUGUCUGUGGCACAGCACACAGCCAGGCAGGGCUUGCUGUCAGAAUGACUUGGGAACUGGGGCUAGUGGGGAAUAAAAUACGGUCGUUGUAGUGCAGCUUGUGGGGGCAGCAGGAAACCAUUGUGGUGUGUCUCAUUGAUAAAAUGGGAUUAAUUUAUCAGGUUUUGGGUUUUUUUUCGUCUAUUAACUUUUUAAAAGUUUUGAAUAAAAUAACUGGUCUGUCUUUC